Messenger RNA from Aureobasidium namibiae CBS 147.97, 1185 nucleotides. RefSeq lists its product as uncharacterized. The transcript is spliced from 5 exons. The record is from RefSeq and is a predicted model, not a curated record. NCBI's taxonomy places the organism in Eukaryota, Fungi, Ascomycota, Dothideomycetes, Dothideales, Saccotheciaceae. Bases 1 to 1185 code for a protein of 394 amino acids.
AUGUUGGUCCAAGGAUUUAUCUCGCUGGUCUUUCUGCUCUCUGUGGCAGCAGCUGCACCAGUCGAUAACGACCUUGUCCAGCGCGCUGUAAUCUCAGCAUCUUCCUUCUGUAAAGCAGUCAAUGCUGUCGUGACCGCAGUCAACGAACAAUCAAGCGCGAGCGCCUUCUGCUCCUCGUACCUAUCCAUCCCUGUGGUCACCACCGAAACGACUUCUACACGCACCGGAACCAGCACUGCUACGACCGCGGUGACAACCCGCGUUACGACGAUAACUGUUACCGUAGCAGCGACUGUGGCUGUAUCUUCCACAAGCAGUAUCACUAAUACGGUUACUACAACUGCAACAAUUCCGACUGGAACGACCACAGUUUUGGUCACCCACGAUGCAGCGGCAUGCAAGAAUCCGUACUCAGCUAGCACGGUUCAGAAGCGUACUGUUGCCGUGAAGCAAAAGCCCGCGUGUCUGGGCUCUUAUAGUAUCGGCGCAGUCCUUUCUUCGGCAUGUAGCUGUUUGUCCGUGCCUACUUCGACCACGACGGUUGUCCUUUCGACGACUUCAACAGCCACGGUUACCAUAACCGCGAGCAUCCUUGGAACGACAAUCACGACCACGACAGCCACCACAACGACCACCGAUGUGGUGUUGGCUACUACAACUCUCACAGUCGGCACUACAGUCUUGGUACAAGCCACAGUAACCUCCACCGCAGUCACUGGGACUUUCCAGCUCGUUGCUACAGGCGAUCCAACAGUCAGUGGCGCCUACGCAACAAACACAUAUACCUCUUCAAACUACGUCGGCAACAACGUCGUAUUCUCUGCCACACAAGCCAACGGAGAGCUGUUCUCUAUCGCUGCGAACGGCAAUCUUGUCGACCAAAGUGGAGGUCAGGUUGGCAACAUCGCGGACACAGCCACCACUCCUAAUCCUGCCUAUGUUUUUAUCAAUCCACCGUCGACUAUCAGCGAGAAUGGCUUCACACCACUGACAUGCACCAUCAGCGUCAAUCCAGCAGACGGUACUUGUCCUGUCUCGUGCACGGAGAACGGUAGCAGUAUUAGCUACGAUGGUAGCACACCAAGUGGUGUUGACGGUCCCAGCGGGUGCGGGAACGGGUUCUGGACGCUGGGACAGGCUGGGUCGCUAGCUUGUCCUAUCCUGACGAUCCUUGCCGUGAAUUAG